GGCUGUGUUAGAAAUUUACGUAAACAUAAAAUCUAGAAAUGAAUUAAGAAAAUUAUUGAAUAUUUGUAUUAAUAAUUUGUCUAUAUACAAAGAUUAUUUGGCCUUCAUAUAAAUGUUAUUAUUGCUUGCUUAGUAAGAUUGCUGCAGUAUGGAAGAUAAGUGAAAGUUUACAGUUGGUCCGUUGCUAGAAUAUUUAUUGAUAAAAUGGGCAAAACGAGCAAAGUUGUAGUUUGUGGUAUGAAAGGGGUUGGUAAAACUGCUGUUCUGGAGCAGCUUAUAUAUGGUAAUGUGAAUCUCAAAUCAUGUUUCUAUCCAACAAUAGAAGAUAUUUACGUAGCCAAUAUUGAGACGGAUAGAGGUUCCAAGGAACGAGUAUGUUUUUAUGAUACUGCGGGGCUGGAGCCGCCGCUAACAGGCGAGUUAAAAGGUCCCCCGCAAUCCCCUACAAUGCAGUUGACCUCUAAUCAAGUACUGCAGAGACACUAUCUGGGAUUUGCUGAGGGCUUUGUGAUGGUGUAUGAUACCACACGACCUGAGUCACUUGAUGUUCUUAUGUACCUGAAGAAAGAUAUUGAUAGAAAUAAGGAUAAGAAAGAGGUAGUUAUGAUGGUAAUUGGAAACAGAACUGGUCCUGACGAUGUGAACAGUCUAGAAAAUACAUGUUCGAAAGCUUCCAAUUGGUGUGCCCGUGAGAAGAUACGGCAUUUCGAAGUGUCUGCUAUGGACCGUCCAUCACUGUACGAACCGUUCAUAUUCAUGACUACUCGUUUGAAUCCUGUACAAAAUAAAACUGCCUUUCCACAACUCAGCACACUAAGCAAACUGACUCAGAAAAACAACAAAAGUGAAGCUAUGUAACGGUAUGUUUUUAAUCUAUGCCCUUUCUGCUAUCAACCAUAGAUCAUGUCAUAGAGUUGCAAAAAUUUUGGCGCUUUAAUUUUUUAUUUUUGGUAAGUAAUAUUAGGCGUGUGGAGGUAUUGGAUAGAGUUGAACAUUGGCUGUUCUAUUUCGAUGUAUUACGACUUACAGUAGUAGGGAUUCACUGGGUAAUAAGUCCGAGUACUAUUUACAAAUUUGAAAUAUUUAUCCUCAUUGUUUGUCUCGGAAAUCUUUAUGAGAGUGUAUUCAGUAAUUUUUAUGGAUUUGGCCAUGUUACUUAUGUUUUGGAAUCCCAUCUAUCUUGACAGUCUCCUCUCCCUAGCUAUUAUUCCACAUGUUGGUGGGGCCAGCUUUAUUAGGUAUUUUCUUUCACUUCACUCUAUUUUCAACAUCUUUGUCAUUUAGAGUAUCAAAUCCAUGACUAACAUGCAUCUCAAAGCCUUUGUUUGCGCUUAUGUGGCCAUUUACUUAACCACUCAAUAGAAUUGUCUCUUGUUGGAAUUUGCUAUUUCCCUUCCAGUGUUGUCCAGAAUAAAACUUACUUGUGUUUGAUACAGCUAUUACACAUAGAAUUUCACCUUCUGCAAGUACUUUUACAGACAUUACCAUAUCGUUUAUUUGUUUAACCACCAAGAUGUUAUUUCAGUUUGCUCCAACGUAUAUCAGUUAGCCCUUUCCAUUAUCACGCGCUUUUGAUUCUUGUUAUCUUUACAGUGUUUCAUUAAAUUCAAUGAUACAGUAACCUAUAGUAGUAGGGCUACAGUUUCCGCAACUCCACGUCUAGUCCUAGUUUUAGAUUGCUGAAAUUUUUGCAACUUGUCUGACAGUGUGGUGAUUCACCAAUUCACAUUCUUCAAGUCGACAAUCAAUUUAUGUCAUGUUAUUCUCAUAAAAUUGAUUCAAAAAUACCUGUACUAG
Papilio machaon (common yellow swallowtail) is the source of this 1797-nucleotide messenger RNA. RefSeq names its product NF-kappa-B inhibitor-interacting Ras-like protein (gene kappaB-Ras). Gene Ontology annotation, biological process: canonical NF-kappaB signal transduction. The coding region runs from base 205 to 858 and encodes 217 amino acids. Gene Ontology annotation, molecular function: GTPase activity; GTP binding. Lineage: Eukaryota; Metazoa; Arthropoda; Insecta; Lepidoptera; Papilionidae. The record is from RefSeq and is a predicted model, not a curated record. The transcript has 3 exons.